Molecule: messenger RNA, 1038 nt
Organism: Ilex paraguariensis (yerba mate)
Lineage: Eukaryota; Viridiplantae; Streptophyta; Magnoliopsida; Aquifoliales; Aquifoliaceae
Source: the annotation of a GenBank genome assembly
AUGAGGAACCUACUUAUUCUCAAGCAAUUCAUCAACGGCUCAUUUUCAUCAUCACAUCGUGGUGUUUCAGCGACCGCUGUUUCUGUCAGCAACUCUUCUGUUCCUUUCCCUCUCUCUUCCCGACGACAUGCAGUUUAUGCCCCAUUGAUUGAGGAGGAAGCUGAAAGCGUUGUCUUUCCAAGGGAGGGCCCUGGAAUUUCUCAUGGUCUUAACUGGUCUCUGGCUGGAAAAGGCGUUAUUGUAAAGGAUAAAGCUUUUCAGAACUUGAAGCGUUCUGAGCUACAUCAGAAAGGUGCAACUGUUGCAGAGGGAAUGUUCUCCAAGGAACUCCAGAAAUUUCGAAAGCACGGUUCGGUAAACUUUAGAAACAGGUCACGAUUCACUUAUCGUCCAUUUCGGAGAUAUUUAUUCAUAAUGGGGGCUAUUGGUUCAUCACCAAAAUGUAAUUUUAAAGUUCGUGUAAUAAGUGAUACUCCUGCUGUUUUAUCAUUUUCUGAUGUCCUUUGGGGAACCCCUACCCGUGGAGUUUCUCAUGAUUCCUGUCCCCUGACAAUUUAUGUUGCUUCAUCAUUAAGUACAAGUGCUGCAGAUGCUCUCGGGCUAGGAAGUCAAGCUAAAGCGUUGUCUGCCUUAUCUGGACCUAUUAUAUCUUCACGGGGAGGCCUUCUUCUGUCUGCUAGGCUUCUUGUCUCUGGCGAUUCUGUGAUUCUUUUGCUUGCUUCAGAAGAUGCCAUCCAGAGCUGCUCAGGUCUUUUUGUUUCAGCCGAUGCUGGUGCAAUUCUUUCUUCUGAAGGAGCACCUGCUUUGGGCAAACUGGGUCAAUAUGGAUCAUGGCUUGUAAGCUCCGGAGCUAUCCCUGCUGUUUCAAAGCUCUCUCCUGGCUCUUCUGUCCAAGGCAAGGAUCUGAUUAAUUUGGUGCAAUCGACCCUAAAGGAAAACAUUCCAAAAUUUCAACCUAAAGGUGGAUAUCUCCAAGGAAGGUACAAGACCUUUUUAUCCAGCAAGUUUCAAGAGUUGCCAGAGGAAUUCUCUUUUUGA